AUGGAGUUCCUGCCGGCAGAAAGGUCCGAAUCACUCAGCGGUGGGCGGGAGAAUACGAUGACGAGUGAGGAGCAGGAGCCCGACACUCUGGAGAUGGUGGAGGCAACAGUUGAAGAUCUGACGGAAGUGGAGGAAGAGGAGGAAGAAGAGACCACCGAAGCGGAGGAGAGCAACGCUCCGAAUGGCGUGGUCAAGCAUGCUGUCUUCAACAAGUAUGAGACAGUUUACGACGCAACCUUCGAUGAGCUGCACCUUCCUGCGGAAGUUUGCGACGAGAUGAGACAGACGUGGCAGGCCCUCAUAUCAAAGAUGGGGUCUCGAGAAGCAGUUGGGGAAGCGAUUUAUGACACGAUCAUGGACGAGGCACCGGGCCUGAAGCAGUUCUUCAAGUCGCCGAAGUCCGUCUUCGCGCUGCGGUUUUCUAACGGCAUGAACAGCAUGCUGUCUGAGCUGGACUCGCCGUCUUCCUUCAAGAAAGUUGUGGAGACCUACGGCUUCAUGCACUUAGAUUUCGCAGUGACGGUCCCUCGGGUAGAGCUCGUCCGCGAAGCCAUCAUCAGCGUUGCAGACAUGGAGCUAGGUGGCAGCUUCACUGACAGAUCGCGCCAGUGCUUUACCUUGUUGCUGAACUACAUUGGAGGAGCAUUCGUGUUCGUGCUGCGUGAGCUGGCGGACCGAAUCAGGAUCAUCCAGCGCAGCUGGCAGCAGGUGAACAAGAAAGAGACUCUCGAGAAUGCUCUGCUUCCGGAAGGUGCCGACAAAGACCCGAGCAAGCCAGAGGAGGAAGGAGAGGAGAGCAGCCCCCAGGCGGACAGCAAUGCGAACAAGGACUCAAAGAAAGCCCGGGUCCAGACCAAGCCAAACCCAGACCAAGAACAGCAGAGGAGCAGCUUCAUGGUUGGCGCAAAGAACAACAAGAACCCAGCGAUGCAAGUUCCCACGGACUUUUCUGGCAUGUUCAUGUUCAACGCCGCCGUCAUGGGCUUCGCGGAGACUGCAUGGAUGAAUCUGGUGCUAGACCGCUUCGACAACAUUGCGUCCAACAUAGCCAACACAUCGCGGGUCCAGGAGGAAUGCUUUGUGUUGUCCCUGUGCUUGGCGAAGCUUCCGGACCCUUCCAGCCUAUCACUGCCGGACUUCCGGGCGGUGAUGCUUGCUGCACUUCGCUCGUUGAUACCGGACGAGUGGGACAUGAACCACGAAGUGGCAUGGAACUGGCUGUGGGAAAAUGUCGAGCGAGUCGUCUCAAGCACGGUCCCCUUACCGCGGCCCUAUGAGAAGGCCGUCCGCAGCUUCAUGUUCGGCCUCCAAGAGGAACAGCUGCAGACCAUCCGCAUCAAGACAUACGCCGACUUCUUCACGCGCUGCCCAGCGGGUCAGGAGUAUUUCAAGCAGUCCACCACUCGCUUGUACUUCAUCCUAGACAAGAUCAACGAGAUGACCGUUGAGAUGUUUGCCAGCCCGUUGAAGCUGGUUGAGGACAUUUCGGCCCUAGGUCUUCGUCACGUUGGCUACGGUGUGCCCAUUGAGUUGAUCCCACCCUUCGUCGCUUGCCUCAGCGACACCAUUGCCGAGUUCACUACUGACGACAUGGCCCCCAAGGCUUACAGCUGGUGCCUGACCCUGAUCUCCAAGAUCCUGAGCCGGGUCAUCAUGGAAGGAUCCACGGUGGUCAUGAAGGCGAUCAACACAAACAGUGAGGUGGAGCUGAAGAAGGCCAUCUCUUUGGCGCCUCGUGGCCAGCGUGCAAAGCAACUCCUCGAGGUUUCCGUGGGAACACAGUCCAUCUCUCCGCUGUACUGGGCCAUCGAUAGCGGGAGUUUGUCGGUGGCCAACGCAAUUAUUGAGGACCUUCUGAUCAUCCGUGCAGAUCGCGACGUGUACUACUAUGGCUGCGACGCACUGUUCACGCGGCACCCGGAGGUCAUUCAUCGCAUUUGCAACAGUGCCCCAACACUUCUCUCGCCACUCUUCGAUGGUCUGAUUUGGCGCUCGCGCCUUACGAGCCACGGCUUUCGACGCGUCAAUUAUUACGUGAAGCACCUAAUUCAG
Messenger RNA from Symbiodinium necroappetens, 2052 nucleotides. The record is from the annotation of a GenBank genome assembly. NCBI's taxonomy places the organism in Eukaryota, Dinophyceae, Suessiales, Symbiodiniaceae.